Molecule: messenger RNA, 375 nt
Organism: Eimeria mitis
Lineage: Eukaryota; Apicomplexa; Conoidasida; Eucoccidiorida; Eimeriidae
Exons: 1
Coding region: 1-375 (124 amino acids)
Source: RefSeq, a predicted model, not a curated record
AUGAUCAGAGGCAAAACUGCAGCAGCAACAGCAGCCCGAGACGAAGCAGCAGCAGCAGCAGCAGCAGCAGCAGGAGCAGCACCAGAAGCAGCAGCAAAAAAAAAGCAGCAGCAUCCGCAAGAACAGCAGCAGCAGCACGACCAACAUCAGCAGCAGCAGCAGCAGCAAGACCAACAGCAGCAACAGCACCAGCGCCAGCAACAGCAACACCAGCAGCAGCAGCAGCAGCACCAGCAGCAGCAGCAGCAGCACGAUACCUAUAAGCAAGAGUACAAUAUUUUUCAAUUCUUUCAGCCAGCAGCAACCUCUCCUUUUUAUCUCUGUUGCUGGGAUCGACGAUCCCCCGUAAACAACUCCCAAAAUCACAAACCCUAA